GGUGAUUCCGCUCUUCGUCAUGAUCACCUUUGUGUUUGUCAUGUUCGCAUUCGCAGUUAUCGCGAACUUUAUCUCCAGCAGCGUGUUGAUAGGCCUAUGCUGCGCAGGCGCUUUAGUGUGCUACAUUUACGAUCAAUUUUUCCAAGCCUUUGCGGAUUCGCCGCUUCAAUGGCUCCAUAUUCUUGAUCUGAAGCGCGCAUUCGGCCCCAUUACUUCCGUCCAAAUCCUUGUACUGGUGCCAUUCGUCUUUGCAUCCAUCGCCAAUGAGAUCCUCGUCAAAGACCUCUUCGUCAGGCAAACAGCAUGGUACGGGAUCGUGUACAUCGUUUUUAUGUUCUUGGCGAAGCUCGCGGCUGGCGGCGUUCUCUUGUCCUUCGAUCCCAUGACCAUGCUAUGGACCUGGGUUAGCAAAACAACGCCUAAAGGUCAUAGAGGCGAGCGCGAGACGGAGUUAAGAGACGACGAAGCUUUUUCGCUGCCGCCUGGCGUCGAAGAUCGACGUGCAGCUGCUCCUUCAGACCCAAUGGGCAGUGCUUCCAAUGUACCACAAUUUUACGCGUCAACCGUACCGAAUCACAUGCACGCGCCAGUGCCCACGACGCUAUCAUGGUCGACAGCGUCGGCUCACCUCGAAUUGUCGCUCGUUGCACGCGGCGACAUCAGAUUCCUCAUCAUUAAUUACCCGAUCAGGCCGGAUCAUCGGCGAUACCGAAGAUUCUGUCUCGUCCGAGGCAUUUAAUGCUGCCAUUUGAGCCAUCAUCAGUAACACAUUUCAUGGGCCCAUCUCUGUUGGCUUGCUGCUGACGUACACGAGCAUGGGAAGGUAGAUCACGGCUGGUCGCUGGGGCUAAGGAUGUGAUCACACAUGCUUGGUGCAUGGACCUUUUCUCAAUGUAUA
Molecule: messenger RNA, 898 nt
Organism: Tilletiaria anomala UBC 951
Lineage: Eukaryota; Fungi; Basidiomycota; Exobasidiomycetes; Georgefischeriales; Tilletiariaceae
Exons: 2
Coding region: 20-739 (239 amino acids)
Source: RefSeq, a predicted model, not a curated record